Messenger RNA from Tuber aestivum (summer truffle), 151 nucleotides. The record is from the annotation of a GenBank genome assembly. NCBI's taxonomy places the organism in Eukaryota, Fungi, Ascomycota, Pezizomycetes, Pezizales, Tuberaceae.
UCCCGGGGCGGCCCGGAAUGGACAUGAGGCAGUGGUGGAGCUGUGGCUGGAAUGCGAAGAUGUCAAACCCGAUAGAGCGGACCAGUAUGCACGAACGCCAAUCUCACGGGCUACGGAGAACGGACAUGAGGAAGUUGUAAAGUUAUUGCUG